Molecule: messenger RNA, 3457 nt
Organism: Hypoxylon trugodes
Lineage: Eukaryota; Fungi; Ascomycota; Sordariomycetes; Xylariales; Hypoxylaceae
Product: SNF2 family N-terminal domain-containing protein
Exons: 6
Coding region: 417-3032 (871 amino acids)
Cellular component (GO): nucleus
Molecular function (GO): ATP-dependent chromatin remodeler activity; ATP binding; DNA binding
Source: RefSeq, a predicted model, not a curated record
CAACCAUAAUUAAGAAUAGGUAACAGAGUACGAAGGUACAUCUCUAGGUAAGCAGUAGGUGCAAGGAUUUAAAGUAGUCGCACAGAUACUGGGGAACGAACACCCCUGGCUCCAGUACGUUUUCAGCGAGACCCAUAUCAAUUAACGCGUGAUAGCGCAACUAACUCGCGUCGUCCUUUCCAUGGGCAAUGUUCUCUGACGCGCUAAGACAUAGAUAGUGAAUGAUGAUUAUAAUUAUGAAUUCGUCAUUAUUUUCCUUUUUUUUCUCUUCUCACAUAGAAACUGAUAUUUCCUUUUCUUUUUUCCAAUCCUACGAGACUUGUAAUAUACUACGCCAUUGCAUCAUCAUAGGAUUUUGCUUUUUUUUCCUUCGAGUUGAUUACUUCACGUAAUAUAAUUGUAUUCUUUCUUCGAGGAUGUCCCCUGCCUCAUCUUCCGACGCCGAUUCUCUUUAUUCUUCCUCCCGACUACCCACUAGUGCUCCCUCCUCACCACCACCCGCAGACGGUCCGCACAAUAUCAAGAUGGGCUCCACUUCCACAUUCACGGAGCAGCAGAUGCUCACGGAGGAAAAGAAAGCAAGGGCCGAGAACACGAAAGCUGAAGCCAAGCGACUCGCUGCCCGAAGGAAGCGCAAAGUCAACUUGACUCCCCAAGAACGCGCUCGUAAAGCUAAGGAACUCGAUGAGCUCUUGCGAAAGAGCAAGAUAUUUAGCGACAUCCUCACACAGAAGACAAAGGCACUCGGUCGUGUCGGACGCGAUUUCGACAACCAAGCAUUGACAGAUGCCGGUCUCGAACUGAAGCAACAACCCAAGAUAAUGAGUGGUGGAACGAUGCGCGACUACCAAUUGGAAGGCCUAACAUGGAUGUACGAGAUAUGUUUACAAGGUCUAAGUGGUAUAUUAGCCGAUGAAAUGGGCUUAGGCAAAACAAUACAGGUCAUAUCCCUCGUCGCAUUACUCCGAGAACAAGAAAGCUACUUCGGUCCUCACCUAAUCAUUGCUCCUUUAAGUACAUUAUCGAAUUGGCAAGAUGAAUUUCAAAAAUGGACUCCCACAAUUCCAUUCGUAUUAUACCAUGGUACUCCCCAAGAAAGGCAGCAGAUCUUCCGCGAGAAGAUUAUGAGGAACUAUAAUAAGGGUCGUCCCACACAACGUUUCCCGGUAGUGUGUACUAGUUAUGAAAUGGUUCUUCGAGAUCGCGCAAGUCUCUCCAAGAUCGAUUGGGCCUUCAUCGUAGUUGACGAAGGACAUCGAAUGAAAAACGCCGACGCGAAGCUUUUCAGAGAGUUGCAACAGUUCAAAUCAGCGACUCGAUUACUCAUUACCGGAACACCUCUUCAGAAUAAUCUCAAGGAGUUAUGGUCGCUUCUACACUUCUUAAUGCCAGAAACAUUCCUCGACUGGGAAGCAUUCGAAGUGUGGUUUGAUUUUAGCGACUUGCAAGAUGAGGAGGGCACUACACAAUUCAUUGAGGAUAAGGAGAGCCAAGACCUUGUGUCCAAGAUUCACAAGGUCCUACAGCCCUUAUUACUUCGCAGGAUCAAGGCGGAUGUGGCCAAUUACCUACCGAAGAAACGAGAAUAUGUUCUUUUUGCGCCGAUGACCAAAGAACAAACCGAUCUUUAUAAUGUGAUCAGCGAUAAGAAGACGGAUACGAGGUCGUAUCUGGAGAACAAGGUCGUUGAACGUUUAACAGAGACUCGCAAUACUCCGAAUAGCUCCAGAAAAUCAAGCCGCCAAUCAUCUCGCGCGCCCAGCGCAACCUCAAGUAAAGCAGCGUCUCCAGCGAGCAAUAACGCAUUCGCAAUGAUGAUGGGUAAAAAAGGAGGGUCCACAUUGAAAGCGAUGCCUAAGAAUAUGUCUCCUCCCGUACCUCAAGUCAAGACAAAUGGGAAGAGGAAAGUUUCACCCACGAGUGAAGUAUCAUCACCAAAGAGCAGCAAAUCGAGCGAACUGUCUACACCAGCAAGUAGCACUCGGGGUCGAGGUCGAGGCCGAUCCCGAAAAAGCUAUUCAACAUAUAAAGUGGCCGAUGACUCCGAUGAAGACAAGUUAGACGAUGAUGCGUUUGAGGCGAAGUUGGCCGCCGAACUUGCUGCGAAAGAUGAGGAAUCAGACGAAGACCUCCGCGAUGAGGAAGAAAUCGAGCGAGCUGCUACGCUAGAACUUGCCAAAAUUCAAGUAGCCGAUAAGAAGUUGGGCAAUGCUCUAAUGCAGCUAAGGCUUGUGUGCAAUAGUCCUCACAAUUUCUACAAUCCGUGGGCGUACGAUGAAAAUAUUCCGGUCGACGAAAGCAUUGUAACAGCUUCCGGCAAGAUGCUGCUUCUAGACCGACUACUCCCAGAGUUAUUUGAACAUGGGCAUAAAGUCUUAAUCUUUUCACAGUUCAAGACGCAAUUGGAUAUCCUCCACGAUUAUUGUGCCGGGCUGCGAAAGUGGAACGUAUGUCGAAUCGAUGGAGGCGUUGCGCAAGAAGACAGAAGGCAACAGAUUAAAGAGUUCAACGAAGACCCGGAUUUCAAAAUAUUUCUGUUGUCGACAAGAGCUGGCGGUCAGGGAAUUAAUCUCGCAAGUGCGGAUACCGUCAUCCUCUUUGAUAGCGAUUGGAAUCCCCAACAAGACUUGCAAGCUCAAGAUCGUUGUCAUCGAAUCGGUCAAACACGCCCUGUUAUCGUUUACCGAAUAGCUACCAAAGGAACCGUCGAGGAAGAGCUGCUCCUUUCUGCAGAUGCGAAGCGCCGGCUAGAAAAGCUCGUCAUUAAAAAAGGAGGGUUCAAGACGAUGGGUCAAAAGCUUGACAAUAAUGAGACUCUAGAUAAGGAGACCCUUCAAUCCUUAUUGUUGAAGGACGGCGAAAUCUAUCAGCACUCAGGCGGAGAUCGAAUUCUGAGCGACGAGGAUAUCGAUGUAUUAUGCGACAGGAGUGAUGACGCGUUCGAAAAAGCAGCUAGAGGUGCCGGUAAUGCCGCCGGAUUCCAAGUGGUUGAAACGGCUGCAGAUGGGAUCACUCAGAUGAAGGGCGCGUAAAAAUAUUCGAAGUCUUCUCAAUUUGAUUUGGAAUAGGCGUUCCAGGUAUAAGAAGGGAUAGUACAACAAAUGUAUCCAGUUAUAAGCAUUGGCGUUACGCAUCGCGGAUCGAAGCCCAUUGGAGUAUCUUGUUUCCCAUAGUGGAGAACUAUUUAUACGAUGGCUAAUAUAAAUAGAAUCAUGAUUAUAAAAUAAUCUUCACCGCAUCGCAUCGCAUCGCAUCGCAUCUUUAUCGUAGCGACAUCGAAGUUGUUAUCCGCCGUCUGUAUCCUCAAACUACUUCGGUAGAGCUCCAAUCAAAAUCGCAGCUAAACUAGCGAGCCAUGAUGGGGUUAGCAUGGAGAUAGCUGUUUGCUCCAUCGGGAUUAAUGUGUUGCGCGAUACUAGGAUGUGAUGACAUCCCUUGAUCUAACAUUCGCCCUAUU